Molecule: messenger RNA, 1147 nt
Organism: Zea mays
Lineage: Eukaryota; Viridiplantae; Streptophyta; Magnoliopsida; Poales; Poaceae
Product: SUMO-conjugating enzyme SCE1
Exons: 5
Coding region: 335-817 (160 amino acids)
Source: RefSeq, a predicted model, not a curated record
AGGAAGGAACGUGAUACCCGCGCCCCACCCCGCAGUGUGAUAGCACGAUAGGGACACUCACGCCUCGCCUGCCCCCGUCGCGAGCUCCACCCGCUUCGCUUCCCUGACACGCAGGCCUCGCAAGCGACCGCCCUACUGGAGCCCACUCGCCAGGGAAGGCCGCUGAAAAUACGGGGGAAGAAACACGAAAAAGGCAAGGAAUUAGAACGGGCGAAGCGGCACACAAUUCGCGCAGCAGCGUAGAAACUAGAAAGACCAGUCCCCAAACUCCCCAGCGGGGGCGAGUAGAGGAGGAAGAGUCGCCGCCGCCGCCGCCGCCGCCGCCGCCGCCGCCAUGUCUGGGGGAAUCGCCCGCGGCCGCCUCGCCGAGGAGCGCAAGGCCUGGCGCAAGAACCACCCGCACGGUUUCGUCGCGAAGCCGGAGUCGCUGCCCGACGGGACGGUGAACCUGAUGAUCUGGCAGUGCACCAUCCCCGGCAAGCAAGGGACUGACUGGGAAGGUGGAUAUUUCCCUCUCACCCUUCAUUUUAGUGAGGAUUACCCUAGCAAGCCUCCCAAGUGCAAGUUCCCUCAGGGUUUCUUCCACCCAAAUGUGUAUCCUUCUGGAACAGUCUGCCUUUCGAUUCUUAAUGAGGACAGUGGUUGGAGACCAGCUAUUACUGUUAAGCAGAUUCUCGUCGGGAUCCAGGACUUGCUAGAUCAGCCAAAUCCUGCUGACCCUGCUCAAACAGACGGAUAUCACCUUUUUAUCCAGGAUCCCACAGAAUACAAGAGGCGCGUUAGACUGCAGGCGAAGCAGUAUCCUGCAUUGGUCUGAGAGCUUCGCCCUACUAGGGGGAUCCAUGCUGCACAUCCGCAUAGUUGUUGCUAGUGUCUUGAAUGAAAGACCAAAUGUAACAUGGUGCUUGGAGAAGUAACUAUCGCCAUUGUGGACUGUGUGUCUUUUAACAGCCUUAUUAACUGUUUGGAGUGUGUGUUUUGCGGGAUGAUGUCAAAACCUUGCUGUGUCUUGUUAUCAAGAAUUGCUGUGUGUUGUCUGACAAAUCUAAAUAUGGGAAGAAACGCCCAUGACGUUUCAGCUGAGGGCACUCCUGGUUCUGUACUUUGACAGAUAUGAAGGGAAGGUAGCCUGUGGUUUUUGAUUCAA